Molecule: messenger RNA, 558 nt
Organism: Triplophysa dalaica
Lineage: Eukaryota; Metazoa; Chordata; Actinopteri; Cypriniformes; Nemacheilidae
Product: collagen alpha-1(III) chain-like
Exons: 5
Coding region: 1-558 (185 amino acids)
Molecular function (GO): extracellular matrix structural constituent
Source: RefSeq, a predicted model, not a curated record
AUGUUAAGGUUAAGCAUUCACAUCUGUCAUUACUACGUUGAUCCUAACCAGGGAUGUCCAUUUGAUGCUCUCCAAGUCUACUGCAAUUUCACUGCUGGUGGUUUAACCUGCCUGUCCCCUGUUCAGUCUGAAGUUUCAGGAAUAUGGCCAUCAGAUGACAGAUCUAAGAAGUGGUUUAGUGAACUUCAAAGAGGCAUCAGGUUUGAGUACAAAGACCUCUAUAUUGUCCAACUGCGAUUUUUGGGAUUGCACAGCAACUCUGCUACACAAAGCAUCAGGCUUACAUGUCCCAAACGCAACAGGACCACAGCUGAACAUGAGGCUCAAACCAAGAGGAUAUUGCACUUACGAGGAAACUUCAAAGAAGAAAUUGAUCCAUCUCACAUCAUCGUAUCGAAACAUGGCUGUGAGGUAGAAAUGCAGGUGAAGAUUGUGUGUGGUUCAGAGCCCCACAGGAGAGACAUGAAACUUCCCAUAAGAGAGGUUUCUGUGGAUGGCGGAAAGGAGAAAUGGGACGGGGAUGUAAGCUUCGUUCUAGGACCGUUAUGUUUUUUAUAG